Fusarium vanettenii 77-13-4 is the source of this 831-nucleotide messenger RNA. RefSeq lists its product as uncharacterized. The record is from RefSeq and is a predicted model, not a curated record. The transcript has 5 exons. Bases 1 to 831 code for a protein of 276 amino acids. NCBI's taxonomy places the organism in Eukaryota, Fungi, Ascomycota, Sordariomycetes, Hypocreales, Nectriaceae.
AUGGAUACCGAAGAAACCCUCCAGCAGCGCCGGAGGCGGCUCGCACAGGUUUCCCGAGCGGGCCGCCCCUCGUAUCUCCGAGACUCUGAAGUGGAUGUUUGGCAUCCUAGAAGCUCCCCAGACUCUGAUGUUGGGCCUUGGGAUCAACUUUUGAUCAUGGCUGUCAAAUUUGCUAAACUCCAGGGUCAAGUUUAUGACCAGCUUUACUCGGCCGCAGCACGGAAUGCUCACCCGGUUCAACAAGCUGAAACGAUCCAACAAUUUUCGGCCAAGCUGCAAUCCUGGUAUACUGGGCUCCGCGAGAAGAGCUGGGACAUCAUGUACUAUUCCACAAUGACCUUGAUCCUGAUUAAAGCACCACCAACCGAGGAGGAAGCUGGUGUUAGUCAAACGUGCCUUGAGGCUGCCCGAGUUGGUUUGCGGUGUCACCUUGCAUGCUUUUCUAGUUACCAGAUAGCCGACAGCCCUGGACAGGUGUCAGAGGGCGAAUAUGCAAGCUGGGUUCUACAUCAGUCAUCGUUAAACCCGUUCAUUGCUGUUUUCCUCCACGCUAUCGCGGCUGACAGCUUGGAGGAUCUCUGCCCGCUAGACGACGUCGUGGCGGUUUUGCAAAAGGUUUCUGUCGUGUCCAACAGUUGCCAAGCUCUUUUCAAGGUCUGUUCCACAUUCGCUCGCCUCGGUCGGGCUCUAGUGAUGGAUGAUACGAGGUUGGAAAACCCAGAAGGAGGGCUGCAACUCUCUAAUGACCCCAACCCAGGUCCUCAAUCUGGGCCGGAGACUUUUGAGGGGAUUUUUGGAGAGGGCAUGAAAAAUGGCUUUAAAAUUCCCUAG